Bombus impatiens (common eastern bumble bee) is the source of this 1875-nucleotide messenger RNA. RefSeq names its product glucose-6-phosphate 1-dehydrogenase (gene Zw). Lineage: Eukaryota; Metazoa; Arthropoda; Insecta; Hymenoptera; Apidae. Bases 181 to 1746 code for a protein of 521 amino acids. The transcript is spliced from 7 exons. Gene Ontology annotation, molecular function: NADP binding; glucose-6-phosphate dehydrogenase activity. The record is from RefSeq and is a predicted model, not a curated record. Gene Ontology annotation, cellular component: cytosol. Gene Ontology annotation, biological process: pentose-phosphate shunt, oxidative branch; glucose metabolic process.
AUGCCAGUUGAUCAGUUCAUGCGUGAAUCACCGCAUUAUGUUUUUCAGCGUAACCUUAAUUUCGUGAAUCUUUUAUAAUCACCUCGAAAUACAUCAAAUAAUUCCUGUAAUACGCAACAGAAUACUUGUGAAGUUGUACUUUCUAUUAUUUUACAUUCUUUAUAUUUUCUUGUGUUUACAAUGGAAAAAGUAAGAAAAAUGUCCACGGAGGAAAGCCUGCGCUUCAUCAGGCAAUCAUUGAAAUCGGAUGAAAUGGAUCAUCUUGAGGGUAUCCAUUUCGAUAGAUUGUACCCUCACGUGUUUGUUACCCUCGGAGCUUCUGGCGAUUUAGCGAGGAAGAAGAUCUAUCCAACGCUAUGGUGGCUGUUCAGAGACAAUCUUUUACCAAAACCCACCACAUUCGUGGGUUACGCGCGCACAAACCUGACUGUGGAUCAAUUAAGAGAAAAGUGUCAUCCAUACAUGAAAGUGAAACCAGACGAGCAGGAGAAAUACGAGGAGUUUUGGAAACUGAAUCACUAUGUCGCUGGUACGUACGAUUCACAGAAAGGAUUUGAAGCGCUGAACAAUGAACUGAUGAAAUACGAACAAAACUAUCAAAUCACUCACAGACUGUUCUACCUGGCCUUGCCUCCGAGCGUUUUUGAAAGCGUAACCGUACAUAUUAGGAACGUUUGUAUGAGUAACAAAGGCUGGACCAGAGUGAUUAUAGAGAAACCAUUUGGUCGUGACACAGUUACGUCACAGUAUCUAUCCGAUCACCUAGCGUCGUUAUUUAAAGAAGAUCAGAUUUACCGUAUCGACCAUUAUCUAGGCAAAGAAAUGGUUCAAAAUCUGAUGACUCUGAGAUUUGGUAAUCGAGUAUUUGGUCCAACCUGGAACAGGGAUAACAUUGCUUCUGUACAAAUUACAUUUAAAGAACCGUUUGGUACGCAAGGAAGAGGCGGCUACUUCGAUGAAUUCGGUAUCAUUAGGGAUGUCAUGCAGAAUCAUUUGUUGCAAAUCCUAUCGUUGGUUGCGAUGGAGAAGCCGGUGUCUUGUCAUCCAGAUGACAUCCGAGAUGAGAAGGUAAAAGUGCUGAAGUGCAUAAAGUCUUUGGAGUUGGAGAAUGUUGUGUUAGGUCAAUACGUUGGUAAUCCUGAAUCGACUGAUCCUGAUGCUCGACUUGGUUAUUUGGAUGAUUCAACUGUACCGGCUGGUUCUAACACUCCCACAUUCGCUCUCGCCGUGUUAAGAAUUAAUAACGAACGAUGGGACGGUGUUCCAUUUAUCCUCAAGUGUGGGAAAGCGUUAAAUGAACGAAAAGCAGAAGUUAGAAUACAAUAUCAGGAUGUAUCUGGUGAUAUAUUCGAUGGAAAAGCGAAGAGGAAUGAAUUAGUAAUUAGAGUACAACCAGGUGAAGCGUUGUAUAUUAAAAUGAUGACAAAGUCGCCUGGUAUCGCGUUCGACAUGGAGGAAACGGAGUUGGACCUUACGUAUGGUUACAGGUACAAGGGCCUGAAACUCCCGGACGCGUAUGAACGAUUAAUUUUGGACGUAUUUUGCGGCUCGCAAAUGCAUUUUGUACGUAACGAUGAACUUUCGGAAGCGUGGAGAAUUUUCACGCCUCUGCUUCAUCGAAUAGAAAAUGAAAAGAUCAAACCUGUUCCAUAUAGUUAUGGUUCACGAGGACCUAAAGAAGCCGAUGAAAUGGCAAAGACAAAUAACUUCAACUAUUACGGUUCUUACAAAUGGGCGAGACACUAAGAUUUUUGUAACAUUAGUACUGUAAAAUAUAUACGUAUACUAUACAGAUCGCAAAAAACUAUACCACAAAUCAUCAUCUGUAAUCAUUCCACAUAUCGUACAUUGAGGUAUGUACGGUAAUUUCCGAAA